Andrographis paniculata is the source of this 595-nucleotide messenger RNA. RefSeq names its product 40S ribosomal protein S26-1-like. Gene Ontology annotation, molecular function: structural constituent of ribosome; mRNA binding. NCBI's taxonomy places the organism in Eukaryota, Viridiplantae, Streptophyta, Magnoliopsida, Lamiales, Acanthaceae. Gene Ontology annotation, cellular component: cytosolic small ribosomal subunit; ribosome. The transcript has 5 exons. The record is from RefSeq and is a predicted model, not a curated record. Gene Ontology annotation, biological process: translation. Bases 96 to 476 code for a protein of 126 amino acids.
AAACACCCGAUCGAUUUUUGUUCUUACUCUUUGGAAUUGCUAAACCCCACGGCUUCACAACGACGGCGAAGCGUCUCCUCUGACAUCGAUCAAUAAUGACAUUCAAGCGAAGGAACGGAGGACGCAACAAGCACGGCCGUGGCCACGUGAAUCCCAUCCGCUGCUCCAACUGUGGAAAAUGCUGCCCUAAGGACAAAGCAAUCAAGAGGUUUCUGGUAAGAAACAUUGUCGAGCAAGCAGCUGUUAGGGAUGUCCAGGAAGCCUGUGCUUUCGACACAUACACCCUUCCCAAGCUCUAUGUGAAGAUGCAGUACUGUGUAUCUUGUGCCAUUCACUCCAAAGUGGUGAGGGUGCGCUCCCGAACUGAUAGAAGGAAUCGCGAGCCACCUCAGCGAUUCAGGCGCCCAAGGGAUGACAUGCCUAGGCCUAGCCAGGGUCCUCGUGUUGGUGGACCGCCUGUUGCAGCACGCCCGUAAUUACUUCCUGCACUGAGUUUUCUUAUUUGAUUUUGAUCGAAUCAAACACUGUAUUUAUACUUGUUAGAUUAUGGGGUUUUUUGACAUCCAAAACAUGCUAUCCCAAUCUCUGUUUUUGA